CGGGUAUUUUUCUGGGUACCAGCUAUGCGGGAUACGUACCCAACCCGGCGAAUCUGACGGGGAUCGGAUUCGGACCGCCAGUCAACAAUAAUUAGGUGGGGCCCGGGACCGGGCCCAGAGACACGGACAAGAAGUCGGAAUCAGCGUGGGCAGAGGGAAGAAGAGAGAGAGAGAGAGAGAGAGGUGGGCGGUCAAUGCGGGGGGUGGAGCGAGGAGGGUUGUUUAGGUUGAGGAUGUCGCGUGUAGAGGGCGCAGCGCCCCGCGAUUCGUGCGCCCUCGCUUUCCCUUCGUCCCUCUUCCCCUUUCUUCUUCCUUGGUUGACUGCUCCGUCUCGGUUUGAGCCACGCACACCAGAGUUUGGUGGCCACUGUGUGUUGUUUCUGCGAGUGAUGAGAGCUUAAGCCGCUCUCUCUCUCUGCUCCCUUUUGCUUUCUUUAUGCCUCACGAGGCACCGCCCCACUGCCACAGCACGUGCGCACGUGAGUCCCCCUGAUAUUAUACUGCCCUGCGGCCAGGGGCUCGCCGUGGAUGCCGACCCUGAGCUGCACAUUUGCCCCUGCUUUCGCGUACUAACACCAUCCUCCCCCCCACCACCGAAACAGAGCUCAAUGUAACAGCUGACAUCUGCAGGCUGCAACAGCCAAGGUUGCUUAGGUAGUGCCAAUUUUGUUCUCUUUCUUCUUUUUUGCAGAUUUCUUUUCUUUUGGUUCCUCUUGCAGAGGAGACUGACGACAAGAUUAACCGGGGGGAGGGGGGUUCUGCCAGCUGCAGUCACCUUGAUCCUUGAGGAAAUGUGCCAACCAGUCGACAUAUUGUUUGGCAGAAUGCAAAAUGUGGGCAGCAUUUCUUGUUCGAAGAUGCUACCGAGAGACUAUUCAAUGGUCUCCCUGUUGCCUCUUUACUGUCUACUCACGUGCGCUGUAAGGUGGAGAUCUGAUCAUUUGUGGUGGCUGAAUCUGGUAUCGGAUUGUAUGACCAGGGUAAUUCGAGCUGUUCUGCUGGAAUUCUGUGCGGCGGUGGAAGUUUGAUCCGUCCGCCAUCCAUGUUUCCUUGGAUUGCGGGAUGGCCAUGGUUUGUGGACCAAGUGGAGCGGGAACGAAGCAUGCAUGCAGGUUCAUGGCGAGCGUGAGCUGGGCAACUGUUGGCAUCCCUCUCUCAUCUCCGUCACCUGAACAAGCAACAGUGUUGUCAACUGCGCUCGAGGGUAGGUCUGUAAUAGGAGUUAAAAAGUAACCCGAGGUUAAAAGAGACAGGACCAGCAUGCCACAUGACAAAGCAGCAAGGGAAAGAAGCUCACCCGUAUCCUCCUCAACGUUGAACUGUUUUCUACUCCUCCCAAAAGUAAUAGCCAGACACCAACAGCUCCAAAAUCCCUCACUCUCUCUCUCUCUCUCUGCUCUUUUGUUAACAAACUUGGUCAGGCCACUGGGAAAGGUAGGAAAGCUGAGGUGGGGAUGUGAGACCUCCUGCUGCAAAGAGAGAGUUGGAGAGAGACCAGAGAGAAAGAAAGCCGAGGGGCCCUGCCACUCCUCUUUACUUACCCAACCUUGGUGUGGGGUUUGGUUGCACUGUUGAUCGAAGGUGUGAUAGCAUCAUCGGAGCAAGUUCAAGGAGGGUGAAAGGGAAAAAUAAGUAUAUAUCAAACAAAGAGUGAGAUAGAGAUAGAGAUAGAGAUAGAAGGAAGAAAGAGAUGGUGGGCUCAGGAGUGGGAGGAGAUAGUAGAAGCAAGGAGGCCGUGGGCAUGUUGGCUCUCCACGAGGCCCUCAGGAACGUCUGCCUCAACUCGGAUUGGACUUACUCCGUCUUCUGGACCAUCCGACCUCGCCCGAGGUGUAGAGGAGGAAAUGGCUGCAAGGUUGGGGACGACAAUGGCAACCUGAUGUUGAUGUGGGAGGAUGGGUUCUGUAGGACAAGAGUGGAUGAUAUCGAUGGAGAAGACCAAGUGAGAAAGGCCUUCAGCAAGAUGUCCAUUCAGCUGUAUAAUUAUGGAGAAGGGCUGAUGGGUAAGGUUGCUUCUGAUAAGUGUCACAAAUGGGUCUUCAAGGAACCUUCUGAAUGCGAACCCAACAUCGCCAACUACUGGCAGAGCUCCUUUGAUGCUCUUCCUCCUGAAUGGAAUGAUCAAUUUGCUUCUGGCAUUCAGACUAUAGCUGUGAUUCAAGCUGGCCAUGGGCUGCUACAGCUGGGUUCCUGCAACAUUAUACCUGAAGACCUGCAUUUUGUGUUGAGGAUGAGACACAUGUUUGAGUCACUGGGUUACCAAUCUGGCUUCUUCCUUUCCCAGCUGUUUUCCUCUUCCAGGAACAGCUCUCCAUCACCAUCUGCCCCGGUGAAGCAGAUCCCAGCUCGGCCUCCGCCGCCGGUCUUCAACUGGAGCCACCCUCCACUCGCUUCCCCUGCUUACCACCCUUCGGCUCAAAUGGGACUACCCAGCAACAAAGACGACACCCAGCUGUACCUCCUCCCUCCCUCCUCCGAAGCACAGAUGGAUGAGAUGAUGCCGGAGCAGGAAUCCGACCUGAAAUGGCCCAAUGGACUGUCUUUCUUCACUGCUUUAACGGGAAGAACAGAUGAUGCCAAGCUACUGUUUGGUGCCGAGAUGUUGGGACACCGACCACCACCUCAUCAGCAUCCUCUCAUGACGGCUCGGAAGAAUCUGACUGCAAGCUCUCCGGUCAGCAUCUGUGGCAAUGCGGAUGAGUCGAAGGCCAUCGAGGCUUCUGGCUUGCCGGGCCAGGGAAAUAUAGGCGAUAGCGGCGCAGCACUCAGUGCCAGUAACACCGAGGAUCUCUUGAGUUUGGAAAGCCAUUCCGGCAAGGCUAGGAAGAUGGAGAACAGCAAGUUCAAGAGGAGCUUCACAUUACCCGCAAGAAUGACUACCUCUUCUUCGUCGUCUUCGUUGGACCAUCAUCAUGCAUCAACACCACAGCCCAUGGAUUACAGGGGCUCGGAGGCCGGGAUCUACCAAGACAUCAUGGAAACCUUCUUGGACUAAUCCGAGAUCAGGCCUAGUGUCUGUGGGAGGAGGUUGUAAGACAAGGGUUUGAACUAGUGAUCAUGUGGCUUACUCUCCUCUCAGGGGCUGGCUCUACUCCAUCCUUGCUCCUACCGGUCUGCCAUCAACUGCUUGUUCACCUGUAUCGAUAUGCUGCGGAUGAUCUUCUGAAGGAUUUUGUUUGCAGUAGUUUUAGAGUGAUUUAGAUGGACUUUAGGGUUGGAUUGCAAAUAUAACUCUGCUAAUGUUGUGCUCGGUUUCUUGGUGAGAAUGAGAAAUGUGUCUAGUUAAUUAGCAGGAGUAUGUUGUCUUGCUCUUUUUGUUUGGAAAAUAAAGCAGCUGAGUCCUCCUCUUUCAUAUUUC
This is a messenger RNA of Musa acuminata AAA Group (dessert banana), 3358 nucleotides long. RefSeq names its product protein RICE SALT SENSITIVE 3. The transcript is spliced from 7 exons. The record is from RefSeq and is a predicted model, not a curated record. Bases 1691 to 2995 code for a protein of 434 amino acids. Lineage: Eukaryota; Viridiplantae; Streptophyta; Magnoliopsida; Zingiberales; Musaceae.